Rhizopus microsporus ATCC 52813 is the source of this 1020-nucleotide messenger RNA. Its product is annotated as GTPase. Gene Ontology annotation, molecular function: GTP binding; GTPase activity. The record is from RefSeq and is a predicted model, not a curated record. The coding region runs from base 1 to 1020 and encodes 339 amino acids. Gene Ontology annotation, cellular component: mitochondrion. Lineage: Eukaryota; Fungi; Mucoromycota; Mucoromycetes; Mucorales; Rhizopodaceae. The transcript has a single exon.
AUGAGCUUUAUACCAAGGACGACAUUUCCAUAUGAUCGAGUUAUCAAUUGGUUUCCAGGUCAUAUGGCUAAAGGUAUAAGACUCAUAUCUGAAAGGCUUAACUCGGUUGAUCUCGUUGUUGAAGUUCGAGAUGCUCGAAUUCCUUUAUCUUCUGUCAAUCCAAACUUUGAGAAAGUUGUGGGCAAAAGACCAAGGAUGAUUGUUUACAACAAGUCUGAUUUAGCUGAUCCAGCCUCUCUGAAGCCAAUACGCAAGGCUUUUUCUCGUCAUGCACCCUCAACACCAAUCACUUUUACCAGUUGUCUUACGGACAACAAUGUCAAGAGUAUAUUAAAAUAUGCAUCAGAGCUUGCACAGCCUAUACCACAAGUCACUCUCAUGAUCGUUGGUAUGCCUAACGUCGGAAAGUCAUCACUCAUCAACGCACUGAGACGAGUAGGCGUUGGAAAGGGAAAAGCAGCAAUCACAGGAGCUCAACCAGGUGUCACCCGUACGGUGAUCGGCACAGUCAAGGUACUGGAAGAUCCUACAGUUUAUCUUAUCGAUACGCCCGGCGUGAUGGUGCCUCAUAUUGCAGACCCAGUUAGAAGCUUAAAAGUUGCAUUAACAGGUGGUAUCCGUGAUCAUUUGGCAGAUGAGCAAGUCAUGGCAGAUUAUUUACUUUAUAGAUUAAAUGAAUUUCAUGCUCAUGAUUAUGUCAAUUGGUUCAAGCUCGAGCGACCUACAAACGACGUGAAUGAACUCUUGGAAGGCGUUGCACGACGUAUUGGUGCGAUCGUGAAAGGCGGGGAACUAGAUUUGACAAUGGCCGCUAAAUUUUUCCUCAAGCAAUAUAGAACAGGUAAACUAGGCCAAUUUACGCUGGAUGACGUGAGCCCAGAAGCAUUAGAUACGUUCUUUGAAACACAAAAGAUGUACAAGACAAGCACAAGCAACGACCUGAGUAGAAGACAGGAAAAGAAAUUAGCAAAAUUAGAACAAAGAAAGCAGGCAAGGAACGCAACCAAUGAUCAGCACUGA